ACAGUAUACGUGACUUGUACAGACGCAGCGGCAUUAUCAAAAGCAGGAGCAACGGCAGUAUUACAUCACCGUCAGCAGCAAAGACUCACCACAAGUAACAUCAUCAACAAGGAAGACAAGAUCAACACUACCGGAUUCGUGAGGACCACCGCCCGAGACUGGUGGUGGUGGUGGUGGUGGUGAGGACGGAAGUGAUGGUGUGUUGGCGGGACAUCAGUGGGUAUAUAAGCCACACCUUCCUCAAUCUCCACCACUAGUUCUUCGUCAGCAUCCGUUCUUGCAUGAUGGAGUUCCUCUACCUUGUGGUGUUUACGGCCGCCCUUGUGGCGGCUGACGGCGGCACUAAGGACGCCAGCACCGUCAUCCCCGGGGAGAAGAAUGUUGGUGACACUGGGAGCGUCACCGACGACAACAGUGCCAUCACCGACGGCAGCAGCCCCGGCAACUCGGCCCCAUCAACCAGGUUCUUUCCUGGGGGAUUUAACGGCGGAUUUGGAGAAGGAUUUAACAAUGAAUUUGGAGGAGGGUUUAACAAUGAAUUUGGAGGAGGAUUUAACCAUGAAUUUGGAGGAGGAUUUGACAACGGCCUGAAUGUAGUUGGAAACUUUCCUGGUGGUGGAGGUUUCGGAUUCGGGGGGCCUGGCGUGGGCGUGGCAGGUGGUGUGGGCGUGGGUGUAGGUGCAGGCUUUGGGAGGCCCAUAGGAGGGUUCGGUGUACCCAUCACGUGCAGGUACUGGUGCAGGACCCGCCUAGGACGACCUUACUGCUGCGAGACGCCCUUCCAGCGUCAGAGCUUCGCCAGGGUGGUGAAGUUUGGUUAUUGCCCGCCAGUCCGCACCAUCUGCCCCCCCAUCAGGAACUUCCUCCCUCCUUAUGUCUGCUCCAGCGACGGCUCCUGCCCCGGCAUAGACAAGUGCUGCUUCGACAGUUGUCUUCACCACCACACCUGUAAACCUCCUUUAGGCUUCGGCAGGUGAGGCUCCUGCUGUAUCUUCAUCAAGACAACAACAACAAAAACUAUAAGAUAUGUCAACUUUCCCCAGUGAGAUAUUUUCCUCCUCGCGUACUGUACAAAUAACACAUCAAGCAACACGGAAUCACAAGUAAUAAUCAGCGGUGUAAUUACUGAUAGAGGCGGUCAAAUCAAAGCUCACUGUUGCCUGUGAUGUAAUAAUGUAUUUAUCAUAAUUUAUAUUAUUACUUAUUUAUUUUUACUAACAUACAUAAAUGAAUAAAGUUUGAUUAUAAUG
Messenger RNA from Homarus americanus (American lobster), 1250 nucleotides. RefSeq names its product keratin, type II cytoskeletal 2 epidermal-like. Gene Ontology annotation, cellular component: extracellular region. The coding region runs from base 282 to 977 and encodes 231 amino acids. Gene Ontology annotation, molecular function: peptidase inhibitor activity. NCBI's taxonomy places the organism in Eukaryota, Metazoa, Arthropoda, Malacostraca, Decapoda, Nephropidae. The transcript is spliced from 2 exons. The record is from RefSeq and is a predicted model, not a curated record.